AUGGCGGCGGCAAUGCCAAUAAACCCUAAACCAUUCCUCAACAGUUUAACAGGCAAGUCUGUGCUAGUUAAACUGAAAUGGGGCCACGAAUACAAAGGAUUACUUGUAUCCGCUGAUGGAUACAUGAACCUACAAUUAGCAAACACCGAAGAAAUUGUAGACGGCUCGUGUACAGGAAACCUUGGAGAGGUUUUAAUACGUUGCAAUAAUGUGCUAUAUGUAAGAGGCGCUGAGGAAGAAGAUGAAGAAGGAGAAAUGAAAGAAUGA
Messenger RNA from Spodoptera littoralis (African cotton leafworm), 267 nucleotides. NCBI's taxonomy places the organism in Eukaryota, Metazoa, Arthropoda, Insecta, Lepidoptera, Noctuidae. The record is from the annotation of a GenBank genome assembly.